Messenger RNA from Aspergillus tanneri, 1560 nucleotides. Its product is annotated as cytochrome P450. The record is from RefSeq and is a predicted model, not a curated record. Gene Ontology annotation, molecular function: oxidoreductase activity, acting on paired donors, with incorporation or reduction of molecular oxygen; heme binding; iron ion binding. NCBI's taxonomy places the organism in Eukaryota, Fungi, Ascomycota, Eurotiomycetes, Eurotiales, Aspergillaceae. Bases 1 to 1560 code for a protein of 519 amino acids. The transcript has 6 exons.
AUGGACCCCACAAUCAAGGACUAUUUGUACAGUGGCCUGUGCUAUGGAUUCUAUACCGCUUUAUGCGCCAUCGUUUAUGUCGGGGCCGUUGUUUUUUACCGUCUGUUCCUAAGCCCUCUGGCUAAGUUCCCUGGUCCUCGUCUCGCAGCCGCGACAGGUCUGUACGAGGCAUAUUUCCAACUGGUCAAAGGGGGCGUAUUCACAUGGGAAAUCGAUCGUCUCCAUGGAGAGUAUAAUAGCCCGAUCAUUCGGAUCAAGCCGGAUGAGCUGCACAUCAAAGACCCAGAUUACUACAACACGCUCUACGCCGGCCCAGGCAAACACCGCAACAAAGAUCCUUGGUUUAGCUUCAUCUCCUACCCCCAGUCGAUUUUUUCCACUGAGGGGUAUGCGCUCCAUCGCGACCGCAGAAGGGUUCUGGGCCAGUUCUUCAAGAAGGGCGCCAUCUUACAGUUUGAGCCGGCUAUCCGCGCCAAUGUGCAAUCGCUGUGCCGUCACUUCUCAGCCCUGUCAAGCAGCAACCAGCCUUUGGAGCUACACGCCGCCUUUCAGUGUUUCGUCUGCGAUACGCUGUCUCAAUACUGCUUCGGUAGGCAGGAGGGCUCUCACUACCUGCACCAGCCCACGUUACCGGCGACCUGGAAGGCGCGAAUCAAUAGCAUGUUUAAUUUUUGCCGGCUCAACAGACAGAUUCCCAUCUUGUCGUCCUUUGCACGCAUUUUCCCAGGUCCAGUGGCGUGGCUAGUGCCUUCAUACGGGCAUGUGCUUGAAUUUGAGCAGGACGUGAGAGGUCGAGUCCGCCGCGCAAUCGAACAGCAUAGACGCGCCGACAGCAAGAACGGAUAUCUCACGAGGGCGCCAACAGCUAUCUAUCCCGCUAUCCUGGCGGACCCGGACGUGCCUCCGAGCGAGAAGAUCUCCCCGCGUCUGGAGGACGACGCCAUAUUUCUCAUGAUGGCGGGCACAGACGCCCCGUCGCAGGCCAUCGCCAUCACCAUCUUCCAUAUUCUGAACAACCCUGCCGUCCACCAGAAGCUCAAGGCAGAACUGUUCGCGAACGUCUCCGAUGUGACCUCCACGCCUACUCUGGAGCUCCUAGAAAAGCUUCCAUAUCUGAAUGCAACCAUCAAAGAGGGCCUUCGUCUGUCUUCCAUCGUGACGACCCGUCUUCCCCGCAUUGCCCCCGAUGAGGUUCUACAGUAUCAGAAAUGGCAGAUUCCCGCCGGUACACCAGUAAGCAUGUCGACAUAUUUCAUCCUCAGAGACCCGGACAUCUUCCCCGAACCCACCAAAUUCAUUCCCGAGCGCUGGCUGCUUGACCCCGAGGACCUGCAGAGACUGCAGAGAUAUCUGGUUCCAGCCUCGAAAGGAACCCUGGGCUGCUUGGGACAGAAUAUGAAUUCAGCAUGGAUGAAUCUCGUGCUUGGGACGCUGCUGCGUCGAUACGACCUUGCUUUGCACGAAACCACCGAGAAUAAUGUCGAGAUGACGCGCGAUAACUUUAUCGGACAGACUGAUAGCGGCGUGAAUAAUGUCUAUGCCGGCAGUCCAGCCGAAUGA